Messenger RNA from Actinia tenebrosa (Australian red waratah sea anemone), 2594 nucleotides. RefSeq names its product cellular tumor antigen p53. NCBI's taxonomy places the organism in Eukaryota, Metazoa, Cnidaria, Anthozoa, Actiniaria, Actiniidae. The record is from RefSeq and is a predicted model, not a curated record. Gene Ontology annotation, molecular function: DNA-binding transcription factor activity, RNA polymerase II-specific; RNA polymerase II cis-regulatory region sequence-specific DNA binding. Gene Ontology annotation, cellular component: nucleus. Gene Ontology annotation, biological process: protein tetramerization; apoptotic process; regulation of transcription by RNA polymerase II.
AAACAUAAACCUAGAGUCAAUCGUCUACAUCAGACAGAAGAGUCUUCAUCGUGUAUGUGUGUGGGUUACGUCGAUCUUWUUCCUCGGGAUUACUCGAUUUUAGUCUUUCCAGAUAUCAUUUUAUAGCUUUCUAAUUCAGUUCAGGGAUUAACAAUCCAGUCAUGUCACAAGAUUCCCAGAGUUCUAUCAACUCUUUGGAGUUAAUGUCUCAAGAGACACACGAGGUUUUGCAGGCAUUACUGAACAGUGAUGUAAAGGCACCAAUUAUGGAUCAGCCAGAGUUUCAAGCAAGAUAUCGUCUUAAUCCAUUUGAUAUUCACCUUGCUGAAGACAAUGGUCCAGAGAACGUAGAGAUCAAUAUCGACAGACUCUACUCAUUUCCACGGCUUUGCAAAUCUGAGCUACAAGAUGGCAGCCCUUGUGCUGAUGGGUCUCCUCAGUUAUCUCAGUCAACACAAAAUCAUUUUAUAAACAACACAAGCUAUACUUCGCAACAACAACAAUCAAMUGAUUUGAUAAGUCACCAGGCCAGACCCCAACACCAACCAGAUCAUAGCUACCUUUCCAGGCAAUGUCUGGUUCCACCAAACACAGAUUUUCCUGGUCAAUAUCUGUUUGACAUUGGAUUUGAGGAAGAAAAAGCACAACCUGUCAAGUCUGCUCCAUGGACAUAUUCGCCUCAACUUCAAAAGCUUUUUAUCAAGAUGAGAUGUCUUGUUCCCAUUAGAUUUAUUGUUAAAGGUCGUCCUCCCRCUGGUUCCUACAUCAAAGCUCUUCUUGUUUACAAUAAACCUGAACAUUACAGAGAGAUAGUAGAACGAUGUGUCAACCACAUCACRAAACAAAAUGAUGGUCAUCAUGCACCUAAUCAUCUAUUAAGAUGUGAAAACUCUUCCACASUCUACGAAACUUGUCCUGAAACUGGACGUCACAUGAUUAAAAUCCCUGUUCGAGAAGCAGAAGCUGGUAUGGAUUACUUCACAGAUAUGUUUCAGUUUAUGUGUUUUAACUCGUGUCCUGGUGGACUCAACAGAAGACCGAUCAUUGCGAUCUUCACUCUAGAGUAUAAUGGAAUGGUAAUGGGCCGAAAGAUUCUCAACCCAAGAAUCUGUGCGUGUCCAGGAAGGGACAGAGGCAAUGAAGAAAUAUCAGAGCAAAAAAAGAAAGAAAAAAACUCAAYGAAUGCCGAAACCACACAUUCACAACCAGAACAUGUUUCAUCAAUAUCAUGUCAAGAGACCCCUCCCCCCACCCCUGUGGAGGAUACAAAACCACUUUACCAAGAAAACAAUAAAACGUCAGGCAAAAGAAGUGCUACAAAGAUCACAGAAGGGUUCCAGCUGCAGUCUCUCUCAGCGUACAAAAAAAUAAAACGAGAGGAAGAUGAAAUAUUUACUAUUCAGAUACGAGGAAGAGAAAAGUAUGAGUUGUUGCUAAAAAUCAAGGAAUCUGUUGAUCUGAUGGAUAUGGUACCACAAUCCUAUCUGGACAGCUACAGACUGGGUUGUGCUCCAUGUGGACCCAACUGGUUUUUAGAACAGCAAAGGAAGUUGAAUGCUGAAAAAGAAGGACACAAGGAGAAUUCCCAAGAUACUCAAGAAGUCUCCAAUUCACAGAAUUCAGAUUCUGACGGCACUCCACCAUCUUCCAUCCCAUUUGACUUAUCUCAGCUGUCAAGAACAUCAUCAAACACGUCGCGAUCAAGCCAAGGCAGUAAUCCYGGCGAUGGUACUGAGUACUCUGCUGUUAGAUUUACACUCAAGCGCACAGUAUCCCUUGAAAAGAAAGGAUUGAAGAAGAAAGAGGUUGAUUGAAGUCCUCGACUGCACCUCCGGAUCCAUCAACUUGCAACUAUUAGUUGAUUUACUCAAAGUGAUUUUACUUACCUUGUGAAAUAGAUUAAACCAUUUCCAUAGUUUUCUUUUCUUUCCAUUUGACGAUAAACUGACUAUUACAGCAUGUACAUUUUUUUCAUGGGUCAAGUAAAAUUACUCUCAACUGGUUAAAAGCAUUCCUUCUUUCAAAGGUUAGUUGAUCUAAGUAACUGAGUCUAAGUAACUGAGUUUUUUUGGAAUUGUGAAGUGGUAUACUAAAACUCACYACCACUUUACACACCUCUAGAUAAGGAGAUGAAAGGGUGACCAUUUGCCCAGUUACAAAAGUCGUGUUUUUUUGAUAUUCUUUAGAAAAUGUCAACAGUGUUCAUAUUAGUGGCAAUUUGUUCAGAAAAUUUAAAUCAAGUAUUAAUAAGUUUUAUACUUUCCAAGAUCAGCUGGUAUUUUCUGGUUUUCUACAAUGUAAAUAGUGUUUUCAAAUUAUUCAUAUGUUUUGUUCUGUGUGAAGGGAAGUUCUUAAUCUCAUACCCCCAUAUAACCCAAUUAUUUUGUAACUAAUAAAUCUCUAGAUUCAGUUCCUAAGAUUUAUAUUUUUUGGAUCUAUGCAAAAGCUUUCAAGUUAGUUAAGUGAGUUCUAAGUGGCUUUCACCUUUACUACAAUAUACAUUAUGUACUAGGGCUAAAAUGGUAUCGUCAGAGCACCUAGCAACCAGCAUGAUUGUCUCAWUCAAGAUGAAAUUAAAAAUUGUAGRAAGUAUA